AUGGUCCUCCGCGCCGUCAGUGUCGAGGGGUAUGGCAUCGUCUACGUCUCCACCGCGCGAACGCGCGUCGUGUUCGCCGUUAAGCCGCACGUUUCGGUCGUCUGUCAGGAUUGUCAAGAUGUGCUCAGACGCCCGACGCGCGCGCCGUGUGGACACGCCGUGUGCGAGCCGUGCGCCGAGCUCGCGACGAAGAGGACUGGGACGUGUCCGGUGUGUAGGACGACGUGUGGGGAACGGGAUUGGAUCCGGGACGAGGGGUUGGGGUUGGAGGUUGCGAACCUGCGGGCGCACUGUCCGCACGCGUGGACAAAGGGCGUCGGUGGAGAGAGCGUGAUGGAUUUUAGAGGGUUCGGUGAGCGGUGUUGCGGCGCGGUGGUGACUUUGGGGGAGUUGGAGGCGCACGCGCGCGAGUGCGAAUUUCGUCGAGUCGUGUGCGGGCUGAACGAAAGGGACGGUGAGCGGAUUGGAUUGGCGCGCAGUUGCGAGCUCGAGUGCUCGGCCAGGGAUUUAGAGGAACAUCGACGAGAGUGUGGGUUCGCGGUGAAGCGGUGCGCGAACGUGGGAUGCGAUUGGACGGGAUCGAGGAUGCACGCGGACGACCACGCGGAGAAGUGUGAGCGCAAGCCAAGGCCGUGUAGACACGGGUGCGGGGCGCGGAUGACGAGCACCGACGCGCAGGAUCGACACGAAGAGAUAUGCCCGACGAAAGAGGUGAUGUGCGGGAUCGUGGACGAGGCGGACGAUAACGAAGAUACCAGGUGUUGCCCGGCGGUGAUGAAGCGGAACGCGCUUCCGCGACAUCGCGACGAGAUGUGCGCUUAUGCGCGAGGAGCAACGUGUCCCGACUGUCGGUCGAACGUCGCCGAGCGGAGCGCAAUUCGUCACAGGCAGACGUGCGUCAAAAUUCGUCGGCCGUGCCCUUCGGGCUGCGGCGCGCUCGUGUCGCAAGCCGACACGAAGCUCCACCUCGAAGUCGUAUGUCCAAAGGUGGAGAUUAUGUGUGACUUCCACAGCGUCGGGUGCGUCGCGCGGUGCGGGCGAAAGGAGAUGGCGAAGCACUACGAAGACUUUGCCGAGGCGCACGUCAAGCUCUUGCUCAAGGCGACGGAGGAAGUUCGCGAGGUGAGCGAAGUCAUGUCAAGGGAGGUGGAGAAAGUCAUUCGCGAUGAGGAGGGCCUGAACGAGGGCGAUCGAGUGAAGCGAGACGGUGUGCUUCGAGCUAUUCGCGAGGAAGAGCUUCGAGCUCUUGAGGACCUGAAGCGACUGCGUGAAAGCGAGGCGGACGCUCGUAAGCGAGGAGAGCUCUACGCGCAGGCUUUGCAAAAGGCGCUCGUCGAUCAAGCAGAGACUUACGACGCCGCAAUCGCGGAGAUAAAUGAAGAAAUCGCGCGUGUCCGUGAGGAGUUUGAAGCCUAUAAGACGACGGCGGCUUUGGAGCUCGUGGAGCUUCGUCAGGCGGUGGAUUCGGCGCAAAUAUCUGUGAAUGACGUCUCCGCGCGUGCCGCUGUCUUGAUGCGAGGCGGCGGCGUCCUCGAAGAGCACAAGCUCGCAUACGAGAAAAAUCUCGCGCGUGAGCGCCAGAUGUCAUUGGAUGCAAUCGCUCGGGCAACUCGAGAGAUUCGCUACGAGAUUGAAGACGCGAACGCGGAGCACGCGAGAGAAAUUGCGGUGCUUCGGGACGACAUUAGAGCUGUUCUGAGCAAAAGGAUUGAUGGCCCUCCUCGGUGA
Molecule: messenger RNA, 1728 nt
Organism: Ostreococcus tauri
Lineage: Eukaryota; Viridiplantae; Chlorophyta; Mamiellophyceae; Mamiellales; Bathycoccaceae
Product: Zinc finger, RING-type, conserved site
Exons: 2
Coding region: 1-1728 (575 amino acids)
Molecular function (GO): zinc ion binding
Source: RefSeq, a predicted model, not a curated record